CAAGCAUGCACACGUAUACACCAUCAUUCACUCCAUCUACAUCCCACGACUAGGCGGCGGAGGUACCUUCACCGCCGACGGCCGACCUUCACCGAUGCCUUUCUGAUGAAUGAAACGGCGGAGGUUAUCCAGAUAUCCGGAUACUCCAACGAUUGGUACCGUUAUAUUGGCGGCAUAAUUGCAAAUUUCUUCCGACACGCGAUGGACGAGUUGAUUGCCGGCGUGCAGGGCUGUAUGGACGACUUGCGUUCGAUCGAAGCGACGAACCAGCAGCAUGGCUUCAAGGCUACGUUCUGGCAGCAGAACAGCGACUUCAACCUCGGACGCGAUGUCCUCAUCGCGGCUGGUGGGUCGAUCUCAAGCACUGUGACCAAGUUCUCAUUGGUGCUGGGCAAGGAAACGGUGGCGUCGGACGCGUACUCGGUGUGCCACACCAUGUUCCAACCCUGCGAGCAGCUGCUGGCGGCGCUCAAAGUGGCCGUGUUCGCCGGCGCCGGGUACGCGUUGACCAAGGAAUUGUGCGCCAGUGUCCACCGCAUCUUCGCCAACGUUCUGGAUCUAUCGACACGCCUUCAUGUAAAGGACCUCGGCCGCGUGCCCGAACUCACGGGGCGCAUCUGGGACGCCUGUGCCGCGCUGGAGACACUGUCCAAGUCCAACUUGAUCUCGACAAAGCGCGUCAUGCUGCAGACCGUCGCCGUGCUCAAUGACACUGUGCAGGAGCUCCAGGGGGACGUCGCCGCCGCCAAGGACGCGCUCGACAAUACCAUUGACGAUCAUGAUCAUCUCGAGCAGCGCAACGUCGAGCUCGAAGACGACUUGGACUUCGACAUGGGGAGCCAAACAUUGACUGCCAACGAACUGCGCCAGCUGCAGGCGUGUGUGGACGUGCUUCAGAUGGCCCAGGCCAUUGCCAAGAAGGGUGUGCUGUCGCUCAACGCUGUGUCGGAAACCGACGGCCAGGACGGCUGCGUGCAGUGGGGCAGCUCGUUCCCGUCGCUCUACGAUGCACUCCAUGAUGCUGUGGUCGACCUGGGAGCGGACCUGAGCCCGCCGUUCGAAGCCGCCGUCGUGGCCGAUCACAUGAACCUGCUCCAGCGCGUGGGGACAGACGUGCUGACCCAUCUGCAGCACCAGCCUGGCCACGGAGUGCAUGCGGAUGUGGCCAAGGGGCUGCUGGCAUUCCAAGGCAAAGCCGCCGCGGCCUUGCAAGUGUUGGCAAUCGACGAUGAAAGUAGCAGCAGCAGUAUCUAUUGAAUAUACAUAUAGUACUACUACGACUACUAUUUAUAGAAA
Messenger RNA from Aphanomyces astaci, 1296 nucleotides. RefSeq lists its product as hypothetical. Gene Ontology annotation, biological process: regulation of cell cycle. Gene Ontology annotation, cellular component: nucleus. The transcript has 2 exons. Lineage: Eukaryota; Oomycota; Saprolegniomycetes; Saprolegniales; Verrucalvaceae. The record is from RefSeq and is a predicted model, not a curated record. The coding region runs from base 106 to 1257 and encodes 383 amino acids.